Nilaparvata lugens (brown planthopper) is the source of this 1143-nucleotide messenger RNA. RefSeq names its product nuclear envelope integral membrane protein 1-like. Gene Ontology annotation, cellular component: nuclear envelope. The coding region runs from base 1 to 1143 and encodes 380 amino acids. The transcript has 8 exons. The record is from RefSeq and is a predicted model, not a curated record. Lineage: Eukaryota; Metazoa; Arthropoda; Insecta; Hemiptera; Delphacidae.
AUGGAAGAAGUGGACUACUGGAGAGUUGUACAAUUUGUGCUUGGAAUCCUGCUAUUCGUGUUCGGACCUCGGUUGAGUAAAAAUGUUUUCUUUUACUACGUAUGCGGCAUCACUUUUGGAGUUGGAGCUUCUUUUCUGAUUCUGGUUUACUUUAUGAGUCGUUUGUUUCCAAAGAGACCUUUGAUGUACGGAUUCUUCCUGGGAGGAUCAGCCAUAACUUUCUACGCUUUCCAGCUGAUGAUGGAUAAUGUGCGCACCAUCUCGAUGCUUUACAAAGAAUACGUGAUUGGAUACUUCUUUACCACCUCACUCAUCAGCUUCAUCGUUUGCUACAGAUUUGGACCCGUCUCUGAUCCCAGAAGCAUCAACCUCAUCAAAUGGUGUUUACAGGGCGCUGCUCUGGUAUCAAUAUUUAUGUGCAGCUACUUCCAGGAAGCAGUACUUGGAGUUGACCUUCUUCUUUUGGUGACUUACAAUAUUCCCAAGUCGUGGUUUAUCUCAAUCAUAACUCUCAUGAAACGAUUUCGACCAACACCGAAGAGAAAGCUUUUGAGUGAAGAUGAAUACCACGAGCAAGGGGCACGAGAAACGGCCAGAGCUUUGGAUGAAUUACGCGGCUAUUGUUCCAGUCCAGACUGUGACCAGUGGCGAGUUAUGACCCGGCUCAAGAAUCCCAUAAGGAAACGAUUUCGACCAACACCGAAGAGAAAGCUUUUGAGUGAAGAUGAAUACCACGAGCAAGGGGCACGAGAAACGGCCAGAGCUUUGGAUGAAUUACGCGGCUAUUGUUCCAGUCCAGACUGUGACCAGUGGAAACGAUUUCGACCAACACCGAAGAGAAAGCUGUUGAGUGAAGAUGAAUACCACGAGCAAGGGGCACGAGAAACGGCCAGAGCUUUGGAUGAAUUACGCGGCUACUGUUCCAGUCCAGACUGUGACCAGUGGCGAGUUAUGACCCGGCUCAAGAAUCCCAUAAGGUUGCGAAAUUCGUGCAAGGGUCGUCGCAUUUGGAUGAUGAUGAAGUUUUGGCGUACGAUGUCGAUUCAACAAGAAAUGGCAUUGCAUCUCCUCAAGAUUAUUUCACUGACGAUUCGAUUGACGGAACGUCACUUCUUUCAAGUGCUGUUGGCAAGUUUUUGCUAA